Messenger RNA from Onthophagus taurus, 3448 nucleotides. It is a transcript of the gene nito, whose product is annotated as RNA-binding protein spenito. Gene Ontology annotation, molecular function: RNA binding. The record is from RefSeq and is a predicted model, not a curated record. NCBI's taxonomy places the organism in Eukaryota, Metazoa, Arthropoda, Insecta, Coleoptera, Scarabaeidae.
GUUGUAUUGAUACAUCAAUUUGUAGCAUCGCCAUUUUGUGAAAACCUUUCAUUCUCUAUUUUGGGAGUGUCAGUGAUUGUAAAAGAAGAGAGUUGUUGCGGUGAAGAAAUAAACACAAAGUGAACGUACAAAAAUCGUUCUAAAUAACGCGAGGUGAGCUGUGUCAUCCGUUGUGUUGUCGUGUAGCGGUGCAGAGUGCGUAUGAUCUCUGGAAGGGACAGAAUAACCGUACGGAUACAAAAUAUGAAAAGGAGUAGUGAUAGGGACACGCCACCACGCAGCAAAAGGUCUCGGUCCAGCAUGGGCAGGUACGACGAUAGCUCAGAUGAGCGUAUAACCCCAGAGCGUAUUCGCAGGAGGGGCAGCCGCGGCCGAUCUCCAAGUCCAAGACCAAGGUACAUGUCGCCACACCGUGAUGAGUACAUGCGACAUGCGCCCCCAGAAAGGGCCUAUCCGUACAAAGUUUUAUGUGUGAGUGCAUUACAUCCAAAAGCAAGCGACGAAGUUAUCAAAGACACGUUAUAUCGUGAAUACAAAAAGUAUGGAGAGCUUAGCAUUCGGAUUUCUCACGAUUUGGACGAACGAGUAGCUUACGUUUGCUUUAGAAACCCCGAUGAUGCCCGUGAGGCAAAACAUGGGCGACCAAGGAUCAUUAUUUACGAUAAAGUUGCUUUGGUUGAAGCUGUUUAUGAAGUGGCUAGAUCUUCUAGUGAUAUGUAUCGUCGCCCGCGUUCAAUAACCCCAGAAUACGAUAGACAUUAUUAUGCAAGAUCCCCGGAACGUUUAAGACCUGUUGAACGUUAUGAUAGAGCUUAUGGUAUGCCACCUGGAGUUCCCGUUCAUAGGGAAUUCCGCCGCGAAGCUCUUCCCGGUCCUCAUCAUGAGUAUUUAGCGCGUCCUCCCAUUCAUCAUCCUCCUCACAUGGCCCCUGCACAUCCAUAUGGUCCCCCUCGUCAUAGCGUACCACGUCCACCUUUUGAAAAAACCGAAAAUAAAAAAGAUAAAUUCCCUAACUAUUUACAUCAUAUCUCCCCCGAAGAAGACCCGUUAGCUACACGUACAUUAUUUGCUGGUAAUUUAGAAAUUAACAUAACAGAAGAAGAAUUACGUAGAAUUUUCGGUCGUUACGGAACUGUAGAAGAUAUCGACAUAAAACGUCCACCACCCGGUACAGGAAACGCGUUCGCUUUCGUUCGUUUUUAUACUUUAGAUAUGGCACAUCGCGCAAAAGUCGAAUUAUCAGGUCAAUACAUUGGAAAAUUUCAAUGUAAAAUUGGAUAUGGUAAGGCAACACCUACGACGCGUAUUUGGGUAGGUGGUUUGGGUCCUUGGACUUCAGUAACGCAGUUAGAACGCGAAUUCGAUCGAUUUGGGGCCAUUAAAAAAAUCGAUUACGCGAAAGGUGAUAACCAAGCGUACAUUUUAUACGAUAGCAUUGAUGCCGCUCAAGCAGCCGUUAAAGAAAUGAGAGGUUUUCCUUUAGGCGGUCCCGAUCGGCGUCUUCGUACCGAUUUCGCCGACGUUACACCAGGCGUUUCGUAUCGACCAAAACCAUCAACAUAUCCAGUACACGAAGAUCCGUUAGAAUAUCGCAGAAUUGAACCUGAAUUUGAAUACGAUGAAAGCUACUCGAGAUAUCGCCGAUCGGCUUAUCCAGAAAGACGAGCUGGAAGUCGUGGUCCAUAUCGAUUUAUGGAGGAGGAAGAAUGGAAUCGAACUCGACCCGAAGCUGAAUACGAUCGACAUAGAUCAGGAUCGAGAGGAGUUGAUCGUUCUCGAUCGAGGUCUCAACGAAGAUCGGUCGAUUCUGAUUCUGAUAAUGGCUCGAGAAGAGCUGGGUUAUUAGCUUCGAGUAGAACUUUACCGGAGGUGGCUAGAAAAUGUUCGACAGUUUGGCAAGGAGCGCUAAUUUUAAAAAAUUCUUUAUUCCCAGCUAAAUUUCAUUUAAUCGAUGGGGAUACAGAUAUAGUUGAGGGUUUGAUGAAGGAUGAGGACGGUCGGCAUCAAUUGCGCAUAACACAACGAUUACGUUUGGAUCAACCGAAAUUGGAAGAUGUACAAAAACGUAUCGCGGGAGCAAGUUCCCACGCGAUUUUCUUAGGUCUUGCUGGAUCUACGGCAUCGGUAACUAACGAUGAUGCAAACGUACAAACUCGACCGUUACGUAAUUUGGUGUCAUAUUUGAAGCAAAAAGAGGCAGCAGGAGUUAUAUCAUUGUUGAACAAAGAAACUGAAGCCACAGGUGUUCUUUAUUCCUUCCCACCUUGUCCCUUUUCUGCUGAAUUAAUCAAACGCACCUGUCAUAAUCUUCCCGAUGAUGCUUUAAAAGAGGAUCACUUGGUAAUUGUUGUGGUACGUGGCGGUACAGCUUAAAUAUUUAAAAAAAAAAAACAAACAACGGAUAAUAUAAAUUCAUUAUUAUUUACAAAGCAAACACAUCGAUUAGAAUCAUUAAUUUUUUUAUAAAACUAAGAAUUUUUAUUAAUUUAAAUUCACAGGUACACAUAUAAACAAAAAAAAUUACACUCAUUGUCGAUUUAUGUUUAUUAUUAAUCUUUAUAUCAUUUUUUUUUAUUUAACGUGAGGUGGUACUAUGUAGUGUUAGUUAUUUAGGUUAAAAAAUAAUAGCGCUGUUUCAUCUUGUUUUUCAGGAAAUAAGUGAGCCGAAAUAGUUUUAUGGAAUCUUCUGUUAAUAACUGUGAAAUUUUCUCACUUAAAUUUUCUUGUAGUAACUCAAAACGAAAAAAAAAAAAAAGAAUGUAUCUUAUGAUUUGUGACAUUUGGAAGAUUAACGAAAACAAAAAACUAUAUUUUUUAAGUGAACAUAGUGAUUAGUGCUUUCAGUUCUUUUUUAUUUUAUUUUUGUUUUUUUUUCUUGGUUAUUUGUUUUUGUUCUCCCGCUAGAUAGUUUUUAAUAUAGUGGUGUAACAAUUUCUGCGCAAGAAACUUGUUGACUUUGUAUGUGAAAGGAUUGACUGUAAGCAGCCGCUUUAUUCAGAAGUAAUAAAAUGAUGCAGUGUAUAACGUUUUGUGUUUGUGCUGUAGUUAAUGAUGGAAAGAGUUAGAUUUUUUUAAAUAAAAACAAUGCUAAGUGCUCCGAUUGGUGGUCUCCAGAGUAUUUUUUGUGCAAGUUCUUGAUCUCAUAAUUUAUUACUCUAAAUUUAGUUUUUUUUAAUACUUUGGUUUCUCUGAUUGUGAACUUAUAACAGUGAGUUUUGAUGAUGCUGAACAGAUAGGGAUGGAAUGUUUUGAAUGAAAAAAAUAAGUUUAUGCAAAAAAAUGUUUAAAAAAAUAAACAUGGGAAAAGUUGUGUAAAUAAUAUUGAUAAUAAUGGUGAGUGACAUCUCGUUUUAAAAGUUAAAGACUGUAAUAUUAUGAUAUGUUUAAACUUAGAGUUGGAUUUUAAAAGAAAAUGAAUAAUAAAAGAUUUUUUUGAUAUAAAAACGAA